Amoebophrya sp. A120 is the source of this 8354-nucleotide messenger RNA. The record is from the annotation of a GenBank genome assembly. Lineage: Eukaryota; Dinophyceae; Syndiniales; Amoebophryaceae.
CGAAACUUCUGAAGAGAGAGGGCGGAGCAGAAGAAGUUUUAGAACGGAAACUACAAUUAAAAUAAAGACCGAGAGCCCAAAGAACAAGAGAACACUUCGUCGCUCUGCACGCCGCAUCAAAAAAUCAAAAUGACUACGUACCGCGAGCUAUGCUGUGCAAAAGUGUCUGCAUCACACCCGUAUUUAUAAUCUUUGGAGUCACUGCAACUGCUCAUGGUCAUGACAUGAUUGAAUCUGCAUGAAAUCAUCGUAGUCCAACUUUCUGGUUGAGAAAUUUUUCAUGCGGUAUAUCUAUGCGUAUUGCGUUUGCGAUGCUUUUGCAAUGCAUAACAGCGCGCGAAGCAAGAGGACGCGCAUUACGUGCAGAACCUCGAAGACCUGCUCGAGCAGACCAAGCAGAACUUCGCGCGGGAGCGGGCGGCGUUGCGGAUCCAGCAACAGAAGCGGGUGGCCGACGCGACGCACGAGCUGAAUGAGGAGAUUUUGUUGCUGAAGUCGGAACUGUAUCAAGUGCAAAUAUGUCUGAGUCUGGAACAGUGCAGAUUUUUGCCAUGCCGUUUUUACAUGACACAGAAUGUCCGUCAUGGAAGCUCUAGAAUCACAGAGUUCGAGAAGCUUCCACAUUGCUCGAUCCGCAUGACAAAUUCCCCACUUUGGUGAAAGAAAAUGAACAUCUUUUGCUGCCUAUGCAUGAGAGAGUUGUCUGUGUUGUGAAAUGCGCAUCACAAGUUCGCAUCCUUCGAGGUCGAGACAUAUUUGCAAUACAUAAACUGUCCGCCGUCCGAGUAUUGUCCAACGGCGCGAUGAAUGCUGCGGAGGUGCAGAAGGAGAGCAGCGGGAAGAGGGAAAAUGAAUUGGAGAAGGAAUUAUCACACAAAAAAAGUUCAUCACGGGGAGCCUAAUGCGCAUUUUGAUUUUUGCAAAAAAGAAAUUAUCAUGCAAAAACACCUGCAAGUUUGUGACUGUGACGAAUUUUUUUCUGUCCAUACGAAUUGAACAAGUGCCAAUCCUUGCUGAAGCGGAAGGAGAAUUUGAUCGUCGACUUGACUUUACUUGCGAAGGACCGCCACGAACAGAUCUCCAACCUGGAGGAGGAAUUGGAGCUUGUCCAUACCGAAAAGCAGAAGCUGAGCCGUGCGGUAAGCGAGGGAAAAAGAUCGGCGGAGGAGCUGGACAAGGUAAAAAAAAAUGACUUCCUGUUUCGAGGCGUAAGCUUGUGGUCCUAAGGGCGGUUGUUCUUUCGACGCGGUCGCGCGUUUUGAAUGGGUACAGAAUAGUGAAAGUAUAAAUUCUUUUACUUCCAUUUUCAUUUUAUCUAUCGUAUCAAUCAACGCCAGCUUGCGAACGAAACGGCCUCAAAUGCGAUGGACGCACACUGCGAGCACAUUGAAGAGCUGGAAAAGGAGAUCGCAAGACUGCAAGCUGAGUACAGAUGAAGUUGAUAUGCUUGUUGGAAUAAAAGAGCAAGUCUGACUGUCUGAGUUGUUUGUCAUGACGCGAAACACGACACGAGGACAGCGACACACACAAAAAUGUGAUUUUUUCAUGCACAAAGUUGGUGCAGCAGCACCUCCAAAAACACGUAUCAGAGGAAGAUCGUGCGCUUCUCAUAUGAUAUAAACAGCUGCAAACAAAUCCGGCAAGUGAAAGAUCGUGAGUUCCGGCGUGCGGAGCAGCACCACCGAGACAAGGAGAAGGAGCAGCAUGGGCAGCAGGAGAAACUCCGGAAGGAAAUGAACCGAAUCAAGGAGGAAGCAGAGGUGGAGCGGUGCAAACUACGAAGCACGUUCAAGGCGAAGCUGGACGUGAAAGCGAGGCAAAUCCGCGAACUGGAGGUCGAGUUGAGGAAUAGUGUUACUACAACAGCAGCUCCAUCGGGGUCCAAAGAAGCCCCUGGUGGGGGCGAUCGGGAUCUUCAAAGCAGUGAGGGAGCUGCGGGGACAACAUCAGUAGAUCCGCCGGUCAUCCUUGGCGGCGGCGGAUUCAGACCAAGCCCAUCGCAGAGAAUCGCUGCCUCGUCGGGCGCGGUCGGGAAAUUCAAACGUAUUAUAUAUAUUUUUGGGAAUUUAGUACAUCUCUUGAAUUGUUCUUGAUUGUCGUCUUCCACGUUUUUGUUUCCAAAACUGGUGUGGCCACUUGCCUUUAUCUUUGUAUGUGCUUACCACGUUUUGCCUGUGCCAUGACAAUGUUCCUUGAAAAAUGUUGCUUGGAAAACAAAAAUCCGCGGCGUGAUCGAAUAUACAACAGAGCAAGCGGAGCACGCCGAGCAACUCGCGGAGCAGUUAAAGGGGGAGAAAUCCGCCGUGGAAGGGCAUCUCCGCUCCGUGCUGGCGGACCACCGGCAAAAGCAGAAAAAAUGGGACAAGGAGCAGGACGAACUCGCGGAGCUGCUGCUCGAAAGUGAGAAGAAAGUGGAAUUCCUGCAGCAGGAAUUGCGGCAGAUCCGGGCGAAGUUGGCGGUAGAGCUGGAAGCGAAGGCAGAUUUCACCAGGAUAGAAGGUGAGCACAAGAAGGAGAAAUCCGAAGUUCAACCUCGUCUCCGUCUUCGCUCCGGCUGCUCAGUACCAGAGCAAUUCGGCUCAUUCAGUAGCUCAGGAUCUUCCACCAGUGGCGCUCCUAGCGCCACCGGGGCUGCAGACCCAGUUGUGGAGGACAGCAGUGCUGGGGAUAACGUGGCAAAACACCAGCAGGACACGAGCAUCAAGGAGGUGGACCGCUCGGAGAGUGGCAGAAGUGCGCCCCCGCCUACAGUCGGUCAAGAGAUGAAUACGACGUCUUCUACUUCAGAAGCUGCUACAGUAAAGGAAAAAGCAGAGCAGGAUCAAGUCGCGAAGCCAGUAAACACGACGACCUUCUGCAGCUCUGAGAUUGAUGUUGUUGAUCCUGAAACUGCACCAAAAAAUACAAUGAAAUCCUCUGUUUCACCACCUGCCGCCGACAAAAGGACAAUAAAUACUCCAAGUCAGAGCCCUUCGAAGAUCAGAAACCAGAACGAAAGUCUGUCCCUGCAGCUUCUGGAGGCGAAAGAGGAAAACGUGAAGCUGCAAAAAGAAAACGCCGAUCUUUCUUCGAGACUAGCAGCGGUCAGAAAAUACGGGGAGGAACUGCAGGCACAGAUGAAGGAGGACAGCGAAAGGUUGAAAGAGACCUGCGCGAACGAGCUGCUGCACGCGCAGAGGCAGCUGGAAAUGAAGCAGAAAAUGCUAAAACAGGACCAUCUCGCGGAGGUUUUGGCGCUGAAGAAGGAGCAGCAGGAAGCGGCGAAGCUGGAAGAAGGUUUAAACAAACGCGUCUCCGGUUUGCUUACCGAGAAGGCGGAGAGGGCGAGGGAGAUUGAGCAGUUGAAGAAGGAAGCCGACCACAACGCUAUCGAGCUGAAAAGGCUGCAACGGAAGUUGGAGCUGGAAACGGAAACCAAGCGGGUCGAGAACAACCGACUGCAGCAAGAAAUUCGGAACAAAAUCGAAGAAAUCGCGCACCUGCAGCAGUCCUACGAGCAGUUGGUCGGGGUGCAAAAAGAGGCGGCCGAGCUGGGGGUCACGAAGAACAUGGUAAAGUUUACUAAGUAGCAGCUAUUGGUGUUGGAGAAGAGCUUUGCUGUUUCAGGUUCUGUUGCAUGACGUUGUAGUACACGACCAAAGCAAGCAUCCAAAUCCAUGUUCGCUUUCACGCAUCAUGAGAAACAAGCAAACUUCAUUCUAGUAGAACGCUGUCCUUCUACACUCAGGACUACGAGAAGCGGGAGCAGGACCUGGCGAAAACCGGAGCCGCCCUGGACCACCGGGAGUCGGACGUGGCGCAGCAAGAGAGUGCAAAUCUGAAGAAGGAAGCCUUCCUGAAGGAGCGCGACCACGUGUUGAAGGCCAAAGAGCAAGCCCUCACUGUGGCCGCGGCGGAGAUUCAGAAAAUGCGCGAACAGAUAGAAGCACAACAACUGCAAAUACAGCAAGAAGCACAGCGAAGUGGUUCAACAUCUGGUACCGGAAAUAAUAAAGCUGAAACUACUACUAGUAGUCCUACUAGCCUGCUGAAUGAAGCAAAAGACCAAGAGAUCGCGUUGUUGAAAGGGGAGCUCGACCAGCAGAAGCAGAAGCUACAGAAGCAAACCACGGAGCACACAGAGUACGAAGCGGUUUCCUACGCGAAGCUCUCCGAGCUCCAGCAAAAGUGCACCAAGAUGGAGAAGCUGCAAAAGAUCCACAGGAAACGGCAGGAGCAGAGCAAACUGGUUCUGGAGCAGAUCUUGCGUGCGUACCAACUCUCGGGGUCACUGGCGGCGACCAGUACAUCAGCCGCAAACGCGCCGGCGGGUCUGCAGCCGCAGCAGCCAGGCUACUACAGCAACAAUCCAGUUGUGGUUUUAUCCGGCGAGGAUUAUGACCACAAGAACUUAGCUCAUGCUGCGGUCGCGGGCCAGCAACAGCAUCUGCAACAACACACCGACUCUGAUGCAGAACAGCAGCAGGGUGAGCAGCUACAUGGUCCGGAUUUUCACGCGAUAAGUCAUGCCGCCGGUAACAGCCUCAGCAACUCCGCGUCCUCCAUUCCAUCUUCGGGAACCGGCAGCAUCGUCGCGGACCCCAGUCCGAAAAUCGCCAUCGAGCCGGAGCUAUGCAUGGCAAAAGUAUCGUUAUCGUAUCUAUCAGUAAUCACAAAAAAAUGAAAUUUCUCAUGCAGCUUCACUUAUAGCGCAUCCAUUUGUCAUGCAAGCUCGCAAUAUAGUAUGUACGAAAGCUGUGCUUUUGCAAUGGAUAGGAACUGAUUGAAGUGAUCAGCAAUCUGCUUAAUUCUUCCUGGAUGACGAGCUGCACCACCACGCCGCGAACCAGGACAGCAAGUAAUUUUGGAGCACAAAUAAAUGACUACACCUCCACUGCCGCCGCGGCAGAACAACAGGUGCGGAUGCUGAAAGAUGAAGAAGAGAAACGGAUGAUUGGGACGUCGACCAACCUGGCUGAGCAUCAAAACCCGGCCGCGAAGACCAAGGAUCUUGCUCUGGAUCGCAGCCAGGUCGGACGAGACGGAGGCACAGGCACAGCGACCACCAGUGCGGUGAAUACCGCGACCAAGCCGACGCCGAGAAUGACGCCGUCAAGUUCGGGGCACACCAGCAAAUCCACCGCCAAUGAGGUGGCGAGUUUGAAGGAGAAAGUCGCAGUCUUGCAAGACGCGCUGCAGGAAGCAUUAGAUGUUGUGGCGAAAGACCCAAAGGCCGCCAGUUCUUCUUCCCACUUUGGGGCCGCGACGACCUACUUCAAAACAUGCGGCAGCAGUGGUGCAGAUCAAGAGCCGGCUCCUACUUGUUUCGCUCCUGGUGCAAGAACCACUCCUACGGGCGCCCAUGAAGUAGUAGAACAACAACAGGGCAGCGCGGCGUCGGCAGGUGAACUACGAAUUAGCGGAACUACAGUGGAAACAGCAGCGGAAAAAACACAAUCACAGAUGGUUACGGCGGAUGUUGAAAAUGCAGACGAUCUCCAUCCCCCACCAGAGUACACGCGGAUUGUCCCUGUAGCAUCACCGUUGCAGCAAACCAUGUCCUCCUGCUCUGUGACCGCAGCAGUUCCUGGGAUCCUCGUGAGUGCGGGCGAUGUUGUAGGUGCAAGUUCUGCAGCUGGUGGCGGCACGGCGGGGGCUGUUGCUCCUUCUUCGUCUUCUUCCAGCGGAAAUAAACCUCCGUCUACUACUACCACACGAGCAAGUGUACUACCUCAGCCCGUCGCUCGUGUGGUACCACCCACAACUGCGUUCUUCGCACGUUCGUUCGGAAGUCGAGCUAGUGUAAUUGCACCUGGUGGCGCACCAGGCUCCUUCCUGUCAACCAGCAUCACAACCUCUUUCUCGCAACCACACGGAGCGGCAGGGGUGGGACCAUUGCAGGCCAAUCGUACAGCUCCCGGAACCGCAUCAGUUCCAGAUCCCCGGGGCGCCGCGCUUGGGCCGGAACGGACGACGUCGAGCUCAACUUUCAGCGCAAGAGGAGCGAUUGUUCAGCCGGCGGGUCUCAACGUCGGACCUUUUUUCUCGGAACGAAAUGCCAAUUCGUCGGCAACUACUCCCAGUUUUGCCGGCCUGGGGCUAGCCGCCGCGGCCGGCCGGGCUAUUGCCGCGAAUAAGGCGAGUGCUGGAGCACGACCAGGGAAUUCCUCUGCUCGUCGUGGAGAUUAUGUUUACAACUAUUCGUCCUCAGCAUCCACAAGUUCCUGGUCGAACAGUAAUUCUAUUGAGAUCGUGGAACCAGGUGGAGUGGCUGCAACAAACAGCGACGAUUUGAUGUUUCAAGUAGACACAGCACAACAUCACCGGUCUUUGAUGUUCCAACAGCACAACGCGACUACCCUUUCCGCCUCCACCGGCCACAUCGGUGCGACGGGCAGUAAGACCCCCAACCGUGUUUCCUACAAACAAGCCCGGCGCGCGAGUUUGCACUCCCUUUCCAGUAGCCGAUCCGUGACGUUUCACAAUGCUGGUUCUUGUGGUGGGGGCUCUGCGUCCGUUGGGGUAGUAGGUCCAGGAACAACUACUUUCGGAGGAGGAAGUGUAAUUACUACCUCAUCUCAGAGUCGUACGAGGUCCAGUGUGAAGAAGCAAAUUCGCUCUACCCUGCCGGUCGCUACGUCCGUUCCCGUCGCCGCGCCGAUUCGCCAAAUGUCGCCGAGAUGGGACGUCGGUGCUGCGCGGGGAAGCAGCAGGUCAGUUUCGAAUUCGCGUGCGGGUGGCGGUGGUUUGAGCGCAACAUUUUCAACAUCCAGAUGUCGCCCGACGUCGGCCCGGUCGGCGACUCCACCAGGGUUGGCCCAGUUAUUGUGAGGAAAAAUCCCCCCUCGCCAUAUCGAAAAGGCAUGUUUCCGAAAAUUUGUGUUGCUGAUUUGGGGUCACAAAUCCUUGCAAGAAGACAAGGGCAAAAGCUUCGCCCCCAUUAUGGAGGCGAUUUGUCAUGCUGUUGGGCCUAAAGCGGAGCCGUUUGCCAUGCUGAGCGACUAGACCGAUACGCCCCUGCAUAGCCUGGGGAACUGGCCGCGAUGCCUUCCUGCAAUACAAAGCCGAUUUGUGUACACAAAUCCCGCGUCACAGAUUUCCAUUUCGAUACGGGGUGGGGUGAUUUUUCCUUUUGAUACCAGUUCCUACCGGUUGUUCACUCCUCGUCCCGGAGUGUGGAGGGGAGAUUUGUGUCGACCGCGCGAGGAAAAAAUGCUGGUAAUAAUUCUACGUUGAACAGCAGCCGGGGAACAGCAACUUCUGCAGGACGAGGUGUGAAUCACUUUUCGACAGCAGGUGCUGCAGAGGAUCCUUCUGUGCCAGAAGGCGGGAAUCUUCAACCUGACCAGCUCGGAAUUCUGAGCAAGAGCAACGUGGACGGAAUUAUGGAUGAAGCCACGGUGGAAAUGGUAAAUAAAGGUGCGCCGGAAGGUGGCUCCUGGGUGGCGACCGAUAACUUUUAUUCCAACCGUAAUCAGAAUCAAGUAGAAGGAGCCCCUGCAGCUCGUCUCGUGACCACUAGUACAACAACCAAGCGAAUCCGGCACUCGCCAACCAACCCCUUUCAGCAGAACAAAGAAGAUCAACAGAACAGUUGCAGUUCUUCCGAUGAAGUGCUGGUGAAUUUAUCCUCCGCGUCCAGUCUCUCGGUGGUGGUAGCAGAGGGUGAUGAUCUUCCUGGUGCUCCGGUAGCGGAGCCCUCGGUGGACCAGCAGCAAGCGCAAUACAUCAACCACAUCGAUCAAGCGGCCGCGGAGCCGCCGUCCGAAAUAAGUGCGGGCGCUGUUUAUGACGUUGAUAACAGCCACUACAAAUCUUCGCAAGAGGACACGAACUACAUCGAACUCGCACAAAGAAGCGGCACUGCAGCGGGGCGAACGCCAAUUUUGCCGGCCAAUGCGGGAGAGAUCGAUCUCUAGCUUGUUGUAGAAGAAGCAGAUCUUCCGAUCGGCCAUGCGAACGAAUUUGCUCCGAAAGGAAAAAUUAAUGAUUGACUGAACAAAGUACAAGUAGACAAACUCUAACUCACUAAGCGGAUCAUGCGUCAUGUAAACAAGCUAGAUGAAAAGCAAAAGAUCGGCAGUAUCAGGUCUCAUGGCAUAUACUCUUACCCAGUUUGAUGAAGGUUGAAUUUAGACAUUGUGACCGUUCGAUUGUGAUUGUAGCAAAUUGUGACUAAGUAGUGCGUCUCGACGUCCUCGAGAAACGACUGCUGUCGACGACGUCUUUGUAGCAAAUAUAGCGAUAGAAAGCGAUUCGAACAAGUUUGUACGUGUAGCACAACAAGCACUACCCCUGAUUUAGCCCUGUACAAUAUUGGACAAAAGAACCUCUGACAUCCUCCUUUGGAAAAAAGAACGCAGCAAGCAGAUGAG